Molecule: messenger RNA, 7479 nt
Organism: Aspergillus udagawae
Lineage: Eukaryota; Fungi; Ascomycota; Eurotiomycetes; Eurotiales; Aspergillaceae
Product: type I iterative polyketide synthase
Exons: 5
Coding region: 1-7479 (2492 amino acids)
Biological process (GO): secondary metabolite biosynthetic process; proteolysis; fatty acid biosynthetic process
Molecular function (GO): 3-oxoacyl-[acyl-carrier-protein] synthase activity; fatty acid synthase activity; serine-type peptidase activity
Source: RefSeq, a predicted model, not a curated record
AUGAAACUAUGCACAGAGUGCCCCGAAGGAAGCCUUCGUCUUCUUUUUGGACCCCAAUGCACGGAAAUCGGAGACCAAAUCACCCGCAUUCGAGAUGCCAUAGAGAAAUAUCCAUCGGGGCUACAGUUUCUUCGUGAGAUUCUGGAUGAGCUUCCCUCGUUAUGGCCCGUCAUUUCAGAAGCCUGGCCAGCGCUGGACCAGGUGCCCGGCGAGAGCGGACUUGCUGCACUGGCCCAGCUUGUCAACAACGAAUUACCAGCCAGCCCCUUGAGUGAACGGCUGAACAUAAUUCUAACUCCACUUACGGUCAUGGCACAUAUAGCUGAAUUUUGGAACCUCCAACAUGUAGCAGCACAUCCGGCAUUCCCACCACAGUCUUCUGUAACAUCUCCAGCUGCAGUUCCGACGAUAAUCGAUACACAAGGAUUUUGUGUAGGUAUCCUCGCGGCGAUCGUUGUCGCAUGUUCACGAGACGCACGUGAGUUCCAGGCUGUGGCCUCAAAUGCAAUAAGGCUCGCUGUCUGUAUCGGAGCGUUGGUCGAUUUGGAUGAGAUGGUGUCUGGUGAGGCUACAUCGAUGGCAAUACGAUGGGAGUCUCAAGAGAGUUAUGACCAUCUUCAACACAUCCUGACACAGGACCCCAAUGUUUAUAUCUCCUGCCGUACAGAUGCGAACAGCGUCACCAUUACGCUUCCUGACCAAAGCGCACAAUGGAUGAAGCAGCAGCUCAGCGGUUUUGGGCUGUGGUCAAAGCAGAUUCCCCUGCGGGGUCGGUUCCAUCACCGUGAAGCGCACGACACAGGCGUCCAGCACAUUAUGCAGCUGUCCAUUAGGGACCCUCGCUUUCAGCUCCCCCACAGUGAUACCUUGCUGUUUCCCCUUCGGUCAAACCAAGACGGCGAGGUGAUUGAGCCGGGGACCAUGUUGCACACCGUUGCCUUGGAGACGAUCCUCCGCGCAAGGGCAAACUGGGCGAAAACCGUCUCAUCACUGCUCACUAAUGGGCAAUUGGAAGUUGACGGGUCCCGCCUCCUAUCCAUCGGCUCAAGGGAAUUCGUUCCACGAUCCGCCCGAGGCCGUUUAGUGUCCCAAGAAAGCCUUCCCAUAGCAUCUAGGAAACAUGGUCUCGUCAACGGACAAACAGCAGGCGUUUCCGCAGUCCCAUUGGUGAAAGAAAAGGACAAUGUCGACCCCCGCCCGCAGAAUGGCCAGGUGCCGCCGAUUGCCAUAACGGGGAUCGCUUGUCGAUAUGCUGGCGCAGACUCCGUGAGGGAGCUGUGGGACCUGCUAGAGCUGGGACAAUGCAACGUGCGAAGGGCCCCCGAGAGUCGGUUUCGGAUGUCGGAGCUGCAGCGAGAGCCCAGCGGUCCUUUCUGGGGCCACUUUCUUCAGCACCCAGAUGUGUUUGACCAUCGAUUUUUUGGCAUCUCAGCACGGGAAGCCGAGUCCAUGGACCCGCAGCAGCGCCUGUUGCUGCAGGUAGCGUACGAAGCCAUGGAGUCGGCUGGUUACUUCGGAUGGCAGCAGACCCAGCUGCCGCAGGAUAUCGGGUGCUACGUGGGGGUGGGAUCCGAGGACUAUACCGAGAAUGUAGCAUCCCGGCAUGCAAAUGCCUUCUCGGCCACAGGAACCCUGCAGUCGUUCAUCAGCGGGCGCACUAGCCAUUUCUUCGGCUGGUCGGGGCCUUCAAUCACAAUAGAUACAGCAUGUUCGUCCGCGGCGGUGGCGAUACAUCUAGCAUGCAAGGCCCUGCAGACGAAAGAGUGCUCAAUCGCUGUGGCUGGCGGCGUGAAUGUACUCACCAACCCCAGGGUGUACCAGAACCUGGCUGCCGCAUCGUUUUUGUCUCCGACAGGAGCGUGCAAGCCGUUCGACGCCGCUGCAGAUGGAUACUGUCGUGGGGAGGGGGCUGGGCUCGUUGUGCUACGGCCUCUGCAGGAUGCCAUCGACCACGGAGAUCCCAUACUCGCUGUGGUCGCUGGCUCGGCCGUCAACCAGGGCUCAAACAAAUCACCUAUCACUGUACCCGACGCGCAGUCCCAACUGACGCUCUACGGCAAGGCCCUGUCUCUCGCGGGGGUGACCCCUGAACAGGUCACGUAUGUGGAAGCCCACGGGACAGGCACGCAAGUUGGCGAUCCAAUCGAGUUGGACAGUCUCCGCAGGGCGUUUGGUGACCGUCACCGGCGGCAGGACCUGUACGUGGGGUCCAUUAAAGGCAACAUCGGACACACCGAGACCUCCUCAGGGGUCGCCGGCCUGUUGAAGACGAUCUUGAUGUUGCAAAAUCGGCGCAUCCCGCAACAAGCGAAUUUUAGCACGCUGAACCCCAAGGUCGUGCCGCUCGACCACGACCGACUGAUAAUCCCCGUAGAGUCGACCGAAUGGGAAGCGGAAAGACGACUUGCCAUGGUUAGCAAUUAUGGUGCGUCGGGGAGCAACGCUGCACUCGUAGUAAGAGAACACAUUACGGGAGCCAACAAGCAAGGGGACGCAACCUCUCGAUAUUUGCUGGAUGUUCCGAUCUUGAUUUCUGCGGAGACGCAAGAUUCCGUCCGGGCGUACUGCGGUGCCCUCCGCACUGCGCUCUUGAGCAAUUCGUGGUCUGCCAUCACAGUCCAGGACCUAGCGUAUAACCUGGCAAUCAAGCAGAACAGAGCCCUCUCAUUCAAUGUUGCUUUUCCAAUUUCUUCGCACUCCGGGUUAUUAGGCGCCCGCUUGGAGGCCAUCGCCACAGGCGCAUCUGCCGAUAUUUUGCAGAAGCGACCAGCCAGCGAACCGCCGAUUAUUCUGUGCUUCGGCGGUCAAAGUAGCCAGACGGCAUGCAUUUCAAAAACCUUGUUUGACAGCUGCGUCCUGUUACAGAAACACCUUGUGGCAUGUGAGCAGGUGGGCCAAACACUGGGCCUUCCCAGUCUCUUUCCUACGAUCUUUGCAUCAGACCCAAUCACGGACGUCAUUCAUCUGCAUUUCUUGCUCUUCUCCAUCCAGUACGCAUGCGCAAUGGCAUGGUUGGACUCCGGACUCCACGUCAACCGCAUCGUGGGCCACAGCUUCGGUCAGCUCACCGCGCUGUCUGUGGCUGGUACCCUGAGCCUUCGCGACGGCAUUUACUUGAUCGCCGAACGUGCUCGUCUGAUCCAGGCCUGCUGGGGCCCAGAGUCCGGUGUGAUGCUUGCCUUCGAGGGCCCGAAAACGGUUCUUGAAGAGGUGCUCACGCAGAGUGGCCACGGGGUUGAUAUUGCCUGUUAUAAUGGGCCGCAGCAAGUGAUCCUGACUGGCACGGAGGGAUCCAUACGGGCGGUCGAGGAAUUAAUCGCCGCAAGCAUCUCAGAGAAUAACAUCAGGGUGAGACGAUUAGACGUCACGCAUGCGUUCCACUCCAGGCUCAUCGACAGUAUUACGCCGGGCCUCACGGAGGUGGCAGGGUCACUCGCUUACCGUAAACCCGCGAUUCCCAUUGAAGACUGUUCCGUAAUGGGUGACUGGUCGACAGUGACACCGACGAAAAUCGUCGAGCAUAGUCGCCAAACCGUAUAUUUCCAGCGCGCUGUCGAGCGAGUAGCUCAAAAUCUCCAAGGUCCAGCUGUCUGGCUAGAAGCUGGAUCCGCCUCACCCAUCAUCUCCAUGGUGCGCCGGGUGUUGGAAAACUCCUCUGCAUCGCAUGCAUAUUUCAAGGUUGACCUCAGUGGGCGUGACGCCGCCAGAAAUCUGGCGACUGUUACUAGCGGCCUCUGGGCGCAGGGCAUCCGCGUUCAGUUCUGGCCAUUCCACCGGUUGCAGAGCGAGGCCUUUAGCUGGUUGAAUGUUCCUCCGUAUCAGUUCGCGAAGACAACCCACUGGGUCGACUUUGAACCCGCUGCGCUCUUGCCCCUGGGCUCAUCGAAGAUCUCACACGCUGCAAGCCGGCAGCCAACUGGUCUGUUACACCAGCUGAGCGGCGGGCCAGAUGAGUUUUUAUUCGCCGUAAACACUCAAGACGCAUUGUACAAGACAUGCACGCAGGGACACGCUGUCCUCGACCAGCCGUUGUGUCCUGCAUCCAUGUAUAUGGAGCUGGUCCUGCGGGCGACGACUUGUCUCUUCCCCUUGGAUGCAACCUGGACGCCAGCAAUGGCUCAUAUCGAGAAUCUCGUCAUCUGUUCCCCACUGGUGCUGGACCCGCCAGGGGACGUGCAUGUGCUACUGUCUCCUGAGGGACCAAGUUGCUCCCAAAUGUGGUCCUUCUCCGUUUCCAGCAACAGCGAGACGACUCAUGAUAAGGUCACUCAUGCCAAAGGUAUCGUCUCCCUUUUGCGGGACCACUCCCGUCCUGUGGUCUGUUUCCAUUCUAUAGGGCGAUUGGUCAAUCACUCUAGGGGCCAAGCAAUCGUGGAAAAACCGACGUCGAGCGGGCUGAAGGGAUCAAUGGUCUACUCUGCGCUCCGCCAGAUGACUAACUACGCAGAUUACUUUCGUGGUGUUAAGCAGGUAUUUGCAGACGGCUGUGAAGCCGUAGGUUUUGUCACCAUGGCACCGCCUACUACUAAGACCACCUGCAACCCUAUUCUUCUAGACAAUUUUCUGCAGGUUGCGGGUAUUCACGUUAACUGUCUUUCUGAUCGCCAAGAAGACACGAUACUAGUGUGCAACGCUAUAGGGGAAAUUUUCAUCGACGAACUGCUACUCAGGGGGGAUACGGAAGCUCUCCCCCCGUCGUGGAAGGUUUAUACCAAUUACGCCCGGCAAUCAAAGAGCCAGAUAUCGUGUGACAUAUACGUCAAGGAUAGUUUGACAGAUGGUCUAGUAGUCGCGAUAAUGGGCGUUUCCUUCACGGGCGUCUCGAUCCGUUCUCUCACCCGCACACUGGCUAAACUGAACAAUAACAGCUUUGAAGACGCAAAUCCGGUCGCCGUUUGCAGCGUCCCGCCUGAGACCCAGUCACCAGAGGAGCCGCUGGCCCACGAACGAGCCACUGCCAAGAUGGAUGUGGACCGUGAUCUUGCAGCUGUGCAGGGAAUGUUUUGCGAUCUAUUUGGCGUUGGUAUCAAUGAGCUACCUCCGGCCACUUCAUUGAUCGAUAUUGGAGUAGAUUCUCUUAUGAGCACCGAAGUGCUAUCGGAGAUCAAGAAGCGAUUCCAGGUCAAUAUGUCGUAUUCAACCUUGGUGGGAAUUCCGGAUAUUCAGAGCCUUGCGCAGCAUAUAUUUCCAGAGCGUCCCAAAGUAUCCCUUUCGCGGCCUGUAGGGGAAGAAACAGUGCCCCAUGGACCUGACAUGUCGCGCACCGGGCCUGUUGUCACUGUGGGUGCUGAUGACAAACUGUCGCUAGACUUAGUGGCCUAUCAGUGUUAUGAGGCAACACGCACGGCAGUAUCCCACACUGAUGAUGCGCACUGGACUGACUUCUUCCACACUGUCUAUCCUCAGCAAAUGAUGCUCAUUACGGCGUACGUUGUGGAAGCAUUCCGGGCCUUGGGUUGCCCGCUAGAAUCUUAUCAGGCAGGGGAUGUGGUCCCUACUAUCUCUGUUGUGCCACACCACGAAGCCCUAAGAAAUCACCUGUAUGUGAUUUUGGAAUCCGUCAACUUGCUCUGCCGCACGUCAGAAGGAAAGCUUGUGCGGACAGCAACACCCAUUUCCCCGCUCUCCUCGCAGGCCUUGCACACCCAGAUACGCAGUGAACACCCUGCAUACGCAUUGGAGCACGAUCUUCUCCAGAUCACAGGUCCGCAGCUGGCCAACUGCCUGUCUGGUCAAGCAGACGGAGUAUCGCUGAUCUUCCGUGAUUCCCAGACUCGUCGUCUGAUUGAGGAUGUCUAUACGCACUCCCCAGUGUUCAAAUCAGGCAACCUCUAUCUCGAGCGGUAUCUGAUGGAUGUAAUCCAAGGUCUUGGGAAUAGUCGGCUGAUCAAGAUACUCGAAAUUGGUGCCGGCACUGGAGGCACUACCAAGUUUCUCCUCGAGCAGCUCUGGAACCUAUCAGCAACGACUACUCAUAUUCAAUAUACUUUUACGGAUAUCUCCUCGUCACUUGUAGCAGCGGCGCGAAAGAAGUUCGGCAAAUACAAUUUUGUGCAGUACAAGACCCUGGAUGUCGAGCAGGAGCCUCCUUCAAGUUUACACGGCCAGUACGACAUCGUGCUGUCGACGAACUGCAUCCAUGCGACGCGGAACAUUGUCCAGAGCUGCUCGCAUAUCCGUACCCUCUUGCAGCCCAACGGAAUCGUGUGUCUCGUCGAGCUGACACGUGAUAUCUUCUGGCUAGAUCUCGUGUUUGGCCUCCUCGAUGGCUGGUGGCGGUUUGAUGAUGGCCGCGACCAUGCUCUGGCGAGCGAACAGCUUUGGCAUCAGACGCUUCAUCAGGCUGGCUUUGAGUGGGUGGGCUGGACUGAUAAUCAGACUCUGGAAUCAAAUGCGCUGCGUGUUAUCGUCGGGUCACCGUCAGGAGUGCCUGGAUUUACUCAAGGACUUUCCACCGAGCCAGUAAAACGGGAAACCGUUGUCUGGGCUUGCAGAGGCUCUCUUCAGUUGCAGGCGGAUAUAUAUUAUCCCGAUGAGGUUGACACUUUGCGGACGCCCCGACCAAUUGCCCUGAUGAUUCAUGGAGGCGGCCAUGUUAUGCUCUCGCGCAAGGACAUUCGUCCACACCAGACUGAAAUCUUGGUUGGCGCCGGGUUCCUACCUAUUAGCAUUGAUUACCGACUGUGCCCAGAGGUCUCUCUAGCAGAUGGCCCUAUGGCGGACGUCUGCGACGCUCUUCGCUGGGUUCGCUGCACCCUACCAAAUUUGCCCCUCCUGCGUCCGGAUAUCCGGCCGGACGGAAACCGCGUUGUGGCUGUCGGGUGGUCUACCGGUGGCCAUCUCGCCAUGACGCUCUCGUGGACCGCCCCCGCGGUGCGACUCGCUGCACCAGACGCCAUCUUGGCGUUUUAUUGCCCCUCCGACUACGAGGAUUCGUUCUGGGCGCGUCCGAACUUCCCAUUCAAACAAGCGGUCUCGCCAAGGGAGAUGAAGUACGAUGUCUGGGAAGGGGUACGCGCUAGUCCGAUUGCCAGCUAUAAUCCACCGCCACAGCAACGGGCAUUAGGAGGGUGGAUGUCAGCGAGUGACCCGCGUAGUCGAAUUGCGUUGCACAUGAACUGGACUGGGCAGACUCUUCGGAUGCUCAUCAACGGGUGGAUGCAAGGUCAGAACACGGAAACCAUUCGCGAUCCCACCGAAGAGGAGAUCCAAGCAGUCAGCCCGCAUUACCAGGUCCGCGCCGGGCGGUACCGCACGCCGACGUUCUUGAUCCAUGGAACAAGGGAUGAUCUUGUUCCUUGUACGCAGACGAGGUCCACAUAUGAUGUCUUAGUGCAGCACGGCGUGGAGGCGGAGAUUAGGGUGGUAGAGGACGCCGUGCACCUAUUUGAUAUAUAUCCAGAUUUCCAGGGGUCCGAAGAUGCCAGAAGGGCUGUAGAUGAUGGAUACGAGUUCCUCAAACGGCAUGUGCGCCUUUAG